AUGGAGACCUAUUGGAAGAUCUUGGAAAAGGUCAAGGGUUCUACGCUGCGUUUGACCAAGAUCGAUGACGAGAUUUACGAACAUUUCCAGAAGGAAUUCCCCGAAUUCGACCCUGCUGCUACUAUCAACGAGGAUGAGAUGAAGAGCAAGGACGGCAAAGACCGCUGGAGGAAGUUCAUGAUGGCUUAUGAGAAGAAGGUUGACGAUUACAACUUCGGCACCAUGGUUCGUGCCAACCCGAAGUGGGAGUAUGGACAGAACGAGGUCAUUUUCGGUAAGAUUUUCUGCGUGGUUGACGCAUUCCCGGAUUGCUGGAGCCCGUCGCUUAACUAUGGAAAACAGUACCCCGGAUGCAGUUUUAUGCUGUUGAGAUUGCCAGGAACCGCAAGGGCUUGA
Molecule: messenger RNA, 396 nt
Organism: Colletotrichum truncatum
Lineage: Eukaryota; Fungi; Ascomycota; Sordariomycetes; Glomerellales; Glomerellaceae
Source: RefSeq, a predicted model, not a curated record